ACCUGAGACCCUUCCAUGAACCACGUGCUAUCUGAGUUCUAUCGAGACAGGUAUGGCGUGAGUCCUGAGAACAUCAUUCUGUACGGUCAGAGCAUUGGGACCGUCCCCACCGUCGACCUGGCCUCCCGGUACGAGUGCGCAGCCGUCAUUCUCCACUCGCCUCUGAUGUCCGGUUUGCGCGUGGCUUUUCCUGAUACCAGGAAAACGUACUGUUUCGAUGCUUUCCCCAGCAUUGACAAGAUCUCUAAAGUUACCUCUCCUGUGUUGGUCAUUCACGGGACAGAGGAUGAGGUCAUCGAUUUCUCCCACGGCCUGGCCAUGUACGAGCGCUGUCCCCGAGCCGUGGAGCCCCUGUGGGUUGAAGGGGCUGGGCAUAACGACAUAGAGCUUUAUGCACAAUACCUAGAGAGACUAAAACAGUUCAUAUCUCACGAACUUCCUAAUUCCUGAAGACAACUUAAUUUUACCUCAUUUACUGUGAACACGGGAGUCCUCUGUUUUGCACACGCUUUAACUGGAUCGUGGGAACGGCACGCUGACCACGAGGACGUGCCGGCCUCUUGGGUGUUCUAAUCAAACAGUCUUGUAUCUAGAGGUUUUCUACUCAUUCACACAACCUGUUCCCCCGAAUUAUUGCGAUUUCCAGCUUCAUUAACUUUCAGGACUGGGAGUGAGAGCUGAGGGUGGGACCAGGCCUCUCGGGCUGUAUAAAAGAUGCUCCCAUGUGGGGCUCUACCUUACCCAUCAUUUAUGAUUCAUUAAGGCAGGACACCACCCUCCCUCCCCCACGUUCUCAGUAUUUGACAGCAGUUCUUUCAGCCACUAGAUUCACGGGGUCAACCCAACGGUGAAGCUGCGAUAGACUAACUGGAAAACAAUGAAAAUUCCUUUGUUAACUUUUGUUGUCAGGCCAGUCUUUCCCCACAAACAGAUCAUUUGAAGGGGAAUUUACUGGAACUAUCAUAAACAGCUUCAUUAACUGGAACCACAGAAUACAACUGGAAUAUUCUUAAACAAAAGGAAACUGGGUUUUGUUUUGUUUUUAAGUGUAAAUUUAUUACUAGUCAACAGAGUUUUCAUAUUUUGAUUGUCUGGUUGGUCUAACAAAGAGCCUAGCCAACUUUCCUUCUGCAAAGUCCUUCUUGUAGGCUUUUUUAAAGUCCUGUACAUAGUUGCAAUUACAUUGUGCAUAGAUUCUUAAUGGGUAGUUGUCUUUUGUCAGGAUACAACAAUGAACUGCAGAUUCCUUGUUUGUAAUGUAAAUGAUUGGAUACAUUUUGUUAAUAUGUUUUUAUUCCUAUGUUUUGCUAUUAAAAAUUUUAUAACAUUUCCAAGACAAAAAAAAAAAAGAAAAAUUACAAGUUUAUGCUUUGAAGAAUUUAUGUAAUUAAAAUGUCACUAAACUAAUCUUUUUAGUUUAGCUGUUAUUUGGGUUUUGACACUGGAGUUGCAUCAAAUAAGCAUCAGAAAUGUUAAGAUGCUUAAAAUUACUAUACUGCUCGUAUUGGUUGGGAUUUGGGUUUGGAGGUUUUCUUGGUUUUAUUUUAAAAAAAAAUUUUUUUUUUCUUCAAAUUUAAAAGCCUUAAAUGUACUGGAAGCCUCAGAUCAUUGUACAGCUGGAUUGCGGCCGAUGGCCGGUUUGUGUACUGCUGCUUGGAUGUGGCUCAGCAGUUGGUCAUGGAAUAAAGGAUGCAUGAUCAGGA
Molecule: messenger RNA, 1703 nt
Organism: Hipposideros armiger (great roundleaf bat)
Lineage: Eukaryota; Metazoa; Chordata; Mammalia; Chiroptera; Hipposideridae
Product: protein ABHD17C
Exons: 3
Coding region: 16-450 (144 amino acids)
Biological process (GO): protein depalmitoylation; regulation of postsynapse organization
Cellular component (GO): endosome membrane; plasma membrane
Molecular function (GO): palmitoyl-(protein) hydrolase activity
Source: RefSeq, a predicted model, not a curated record